CACACUCACACAGACAUUGAGAGGUGAAAUGGCAACAAAAGGAAUUCAACUGGACAAAAAAAAUAUUUCUUGUUCCAUCUGUCUGGAUCUACUGAAGGAUCCGGUGACUAUUCCUUGUGGACACAGCUACUGCCUGAACUGUAUUAACACUCACUGGGGUGUAGAAGAUCAGAAGGGAAUCUACAGCUGCCCUCAAUGCAGGAAAACUUUCAUACCAAGGCCUGUCCUGGAGAAAAACACCAUGUUAGCAGCUUUAGUGGAGCAGCUGAAGAAGACUGGACUCCAAGCUGCUCCUGCUGAUCACUGCUAUGCUGGACCUGAAGAUGUGGCCUGUGAUUUCUGCUCUGGAAGAAAACUGAAAGCCAUCAAGUCCUGUUUAGUCUGUCUGGCCUCUUACUGUGAGAAACACCUUCAGCCUCAUUAUGAUGUGGCUCCAUUAAAGAAACACAAGCUGGUGGAGCCGUCCAAGAACCUCCAGGAGAACAUCUGCUCUCGUCAUGAUGAGGUGAUGAAGAUGUUCUGUCGUACUGAUCAGAAGUGUAUCUGUUAUCUCUGCCCUGUGCAACCAGAACCAAAGAAGAGAGCUGGAUUGUUAAAAUAUUCAUGUGGAAUCACACUGGAUCUAAACACAGCACACACACUGCUGUUACUGUCAGAGGGAAACAGAAAGGUGACAUGUAUGUUUCAAGAUCAGUGUUAUUCUAGUCAUCCAGACAGAUUUUCUACAUGCUGUCAGGUUCUGAGUAGAGAGAGUCUGACUGGACGUUGUUACUGGGAGGUAGAAAUGAGAGGAAACGUUUCUGUAGCAGUCGCAUACAAGAAUAUCAGCAGAGCCGGAAAUAAAAGUAGAUUUGGAUUUCAUGACAAAUCUUGGUCAUUAUUUUGUAACCAAAAUAGUUAUGAGUUUUGGUACAACAGCAUCAGAACCUCCAUCUCAGGUCCUCGGUCCUCCAGAGUAGGAGUGUAUCUGGAUCACAGAGCAGGUAUUCUGUCCUUCUACAGCGUCUCUGAAACCAGGACUCUCCUCCACAGAGUCCAGACCACAUUCACUCAGCCGCUCUAUGCUGGAUUUUGUGUUGGUUUUGGAUCCAGUGCUGAGUUGUGUAAAGUGUACUAAAGUUAUUUUCUCUGCUUGUAAAUUUGUGAGAUGCGAAAAACUGGGACAAUAUAAACAGACAGGACUCUGGUUACUCAGUUUGGUUUUAUUAAGACCCAGACGUUUCAGGCAGAGCUUCCUCAUUUCCUUCCUUUUCUUUAUAUUUUCCAUUCAGGUUUUUGAGGCUCAGCAUCCCGUGUGAGCUUGUUUUGCGUUUAACCUUAAUUUCUGACUGUGACACACAAGUAGCUGUGGUUCCAUGAAUCCAUGGUUCUGCAGUGCUGCCAUGUGUGAUCAAUAUUAUUAACCUCAUUAUUUCAGAUGCAACCCCAGUGGACCUAAACAAGGACAAAAACAUACUUAAACGCGGUCAGUGACGAGGCUUUAUUUCUUCAUCAAAAGGAUGCAUCUAUCCCUACAAACUCUUUCUCUGCUACGCCUUCUCUCGGCAGCACAAAGUGGACACGAUGUUCCAUGAAUAGGCGACCAUUUCCCAAGGUAACUGAUUGGUCAGGAGGUGAUGUUUUUAGACUCGCUGAUCUCGUAUCCACAAUCAACCUGCUCUGGAGCAGGUUAGCCAUUCAGCGUAAGCUAUCAUAGUGAUUUACCUCGGUGUGAACUUAACUAGCAACAUAGAACAGAAAAUCCCAAGUUAACCCUGAAGUUACCUCAAUAAGAGAAAAUCCAGCUUUGUUGUACAGGCCUCUGUUCUGUUGUUUAUUUG
This is a messenger RNA of Melanotaenia boesemani (Boeseman's rainbowfish), 1820 nucleotides long. Its product is annotated as E3 ubiquitin/ISG15 ligase TRIM25-like. The coding region runs from base 29 to 1117 and encodes 362 amino acids. Gene Ontology annotation, molecular function: protein binding; zinc ion binding. The record is from RefSeq and is a predicted model, not a curated record. NCBI's taxonomy places the organism in Eukaryota, Metazoa, Chordata, Actinopteri, Atheriniformes, Melanotaeniidae. The transcript has 2 exons.